Molecule: messenger RNA, 2007 nt
Organism: Naegleria lovaniensis
Lineage: Eukaryota; Heterolobosea; Eutetramitea; Acrasida; Naegleriidae
Exons: 5
Coding region: 1-2007 (668 amino acids)
Biological process (GO): transmembrane transport
Cellular component (GO): membrane
Molecular function (GO): ATP hydrolysis activity; ATP binding; ABC-type transporter activity
Source: RefSeq, a predicted model, not a curated record
AUGCCAUUGAAACGAAAAUCUACUCGUCAUUCUCAGCAUGCAACAGACACGGAAAUGAAUGGUGGUGGUGACUCCAAAGAAGUAUCGAAUGCAGCCAGUGCUACAACUCUCAAAGACGAUAGAGAGCCUAAAAUCACCUUCUUUUCACAUUUGAAAGUUUUUAAAGUGAUUGGACUGUGGAAUUUAACAUUACUCUCUUUGGGAGUUAUUGGCUCCAUGGCAUACGGAGUGCUGCCAAUUAUUUGCCAAUAUAUUCUUGGAGAUUUGAUUGACGACUUUCUUGCUGCAAACUCAAACGCUGCAUAUCGAGCAGAAGCCAUUAAUCAAGUAUGCAUCAAAUUGACAAUUAUUACAUUCUGUGGUAUGGCUGCUUUUGGCUUGUAUCACUUUUUCCUUCAACUUUCCAAUCACAGAAUUGGAACUGCGUUAAGACAAGCUUACAUGGAUGCAUUGACAAGGCAAGAAAUGUCUUUCUUUGACAUUAAGAAAGUAGGAGCCUUAACAGUCGUGUUGAGUGAAGACAUUCCAAAGAUUCAAGACGUCUACACAAACGAAUUUUACAUUUUCAUGCAAGAAAUAAUUCAAUUCAUUGUUGGAUUUAUCUUGGCUAUUACUACCAAUUGGAAAAUGACCCUUAUACUUGUUUCGACCACUCCAUUGACCUACGUUUCACAUACCAUCAUGUCACUCUUAUCGACCAAGAUUACAAGACAAGUGAAUCGACUCACUGAACAUUCUGCUGGAGUUGCCAAUGAAAUUACAUCGUGUAUUAGAACCAUUCGAUCCAUGGCAGGAGAAAGUAAGGAAAUGGAAAGAUUCAAUCAAGAUUUAUACAAAAUUAAUACCAAGGGAGUAUUUAAGGGAACUGUUCACGCCAUGGGUUUUUCAUUUGCUGCCAUGUUUGUCUGGGGAACUAUUGCUUUAAGUUUUUGGUAUUCUGGACAUGAGGCUGCCAACGGAGGUACCACUUUAGGAUCCAUCUUUAAAGUAUUUGGAAUGAUGUUUGUGGGAGUGGUUGCCAUGAUUCGUGCUGCAACUUUUUUCCCACACUAUGGAAAGGCCUAUGCCAGUGAGACGACUUUAUUGAAGGUCUUGCUGAGAGAUCCUGCCAUUCCAUUAAGUGGAGGUAAAACCAUUGAACAUAUUGAAGGAAAUAUUCGUUUUGAAAAUGUGGAAUUUUCAUAUCCUUCUCGAUCGAAUGUCAUUGUCAUGAAAGAUUUCAAUUUGGAAAUUAAGAAGGGACAAACAGUUGCCCUCGUAGGACCAAGCGGUUCUGGAAAAUCCACACUUGUUGGUCUUUUAGAACGUUUCUACACUCCAAAUAAGGGACGAGUCUUUCUAGACAAUAUUGACAUUCAAGAACUUGAUCCAACCUGGCUCCAUCACAAUAUUGGAAUUGUCAGUCAGGAACCUGUCCUCUUUUCUGGUUCCAUCAAGUACAAUAUUGCCUAUGCUUUAGGUUUAGAAAAUGUCACACAAGAACAAGUAGAAAGUGCAGCCAAACAAGCCAAUGCACAUAAUUUCAUCAUUGAUUUACCCAAUGGAUAUGAAACUAUAUUAGGAGAAAAGGGAGUGUCCUUGUCUGGAGGUCAGAAACAACGAAUUGCCAUUGCAAGAGCAUUACUUCAAAAUCCUAAAAUGCUGGAUGAAGCAACUUCUGCAUUGGAUUCCGAAUCCGAACGAUUGGUUCAAGCCGCUUUGGAUGUGUUGAUGAAAGGAAGAACUACGAUUUGUAUUGCUCACCGUUUGACAACAGUAAUUAAUUCAGAUUUAAUUUGUGUGAUGGUGAAAGGCAUUUUGAGAGAAAAGGGAAGUCAUUCUCAAUUGAUUCAGAUUAAGGGUGGAAUCUAUCGAAAUUUGGCUGCAAAGCAAAUGAUGCUGGCUGAGGAACAUGUUUCCAUCGAUCGUGAUGAAUUGGAUAUUGAGGAAACAAUGGAUUUGGUGGUGGAUGAUGAGCAAAAUCUUGCCUUGGAAAGCUCUCAGGACAAACUUCACAAGGAUGAAUAA